AUGUCUGUUACUAUUGCUAAGCAACAAGUGCCUAUCCAAGGUUGCUCCUCUAAAGAAGAACUUGAUAGAGUGUUGGCCUUUCAACCAUUCAAAGAUUGGCUAAAAAGUUUCGAUGAACAACAACGAGCACGACAAGAAGAAAUGAAUGUGGAAUCUAUCGAGAUUCAAAACAUUGAUUAUUUCAAAUCAGAAAAAAUUGGAUUUAUAAAAUUCAAAACGAAUGUGACAUUUAAAGAAACAGGCAUAAGUGCACCUGGUAUAGUGUUUAUGAGAGGUGGCGCGGUAUCGAUGAUGAUUAUUUUAAAAGCUGAAAAUGAAAAAGAUAAGAUUAUUUUGACUUUACAACCACGUAUUCCAGUUCCAAAUCUUGCUUUCCCCGAGUUACCUGCUGGUAUGUUGGAUGGUUCUGGUCAUUUUGCUGGAACUGCUGCUAAAGAGAUUGAAGAAGAAACAGGUUUAACUGUCAAAGAAGAUGAGUUGAUUGAUAUGACUGAUUUAGCUUACGGAGAUAAAUGGAAAGGAGUUUAUACAUCACCAGGCGGAUCAGAUGAGUUUAUCAGAUUAUUUGUUUGCGUAAAGCACAUGGAUAAAGAGUCUAUAAAACAACUAGAAGGAAAAUUAACAGGUCUUAGGAGUCAGGGUGAAAGUAUCACAUUGAAGUUGGUUAACCUUGAAGACGCAUGGUCUUUAUCACCCGACGUCAAAUUGUUAUCGAGUUUGGCUCUUUACCAA
Cokeromyces recurvatus is the source of this 732-nucleotide messenger RNA. RefSeq lists its product as uncharacterized. The record is from RefSeq and is a predicted model, not a curated record. Lineage: Eukaryota; Fungi; Mucoromycota; Mucoromycetes; Mucorales; Mucoraceae. Gene Ontology annotation, molecular function: ADP-glucose pyrophosphatase activity; ADP-ribose pyrophosphatase activity. The transcript has 3 exons. Gene Ontology annotation, biological process: ribose phosphate metabolic process; nucleoside phosphate metabolic process. The annotation marks the transcript as partial.